Messenger RNA from Penicillium paradoxum, 1869 nucleotides. RefSeq lists its product as uncharacterized. The record is from RefSeq and is a predicted model, not a curated record. Lineage: Eukaryota; Fungi; Ascomycota; Eurotiomycetes; Eurotiales; Aspergillaceae. Bases 1 to 1869 code for a protein of 622 amino acids. The transcript has a single exon.
AUGAAUAACAAACAUAACACUCAUGAAAUGGACGACUCGCUCUUACUCGUUCUAUUGACCAAGUUGAGCAACCUGGAUCGGAAUAAGCUCAUCAAGCAUAUUCAACCUCCAGCCAGCGACUUCCAAGUCGACACAUGGUAUCCCAACGAUUUGCUGCCCUCACUUGCUCCCCAGGGCCAAUACAGAGAUAGCCAAGCCAACCUUUAUGCCAUCGCGAUCCAUCUGUAUCGUACAGGUCGCUCCUUUUUUGUUGUUGCUGACAGUCUCACCAAACGUCAACUGCAAGGCACUGCAGUUCGCGGCGAGAGUGAUGCUAUCUCGGUGGUUCUCAUGGCCGUCCGGCCGUCUGCACGGGAUGGCGAGGUUCGUGUCAUUGCUAAGCGCUCAGCUAUGACUCGGGAUGAGAACGUCAAUUUACUUCAAACUGCCAGAUCAUUUGAGAUUUCCCACAAGUUUCUUGCCGACCGGUUGCAGUGUAUCUCCCUGAUAUAUUCGGACUUUGGGCUACAACUGCAUGAUCCAGACCGUGGGAUCUUUGCCAGAGAUACACCGCGAAUGCUGGGGCACGAGCAACUGUCUAUCACUUUUGAGAGUGAACUUGGGCCAAAUAUCCCGCUUCCCGCCGAGCUGGUGCACGAGAUUUCCUCCCUGGCAAACGUCACCAGGUCCCAGAGCCCAGUGUUAUUGCCAGCUGGCUCAAACUUCACACCUUAUCGACCGUACAUACACAUCUUUCUCACAUUCCGUACGAGUGAGGAGCAAAUCCGAGGGAUGCAGCGCGCAUUACAACAAUGGAUGAGAAUUGAGUAUCAGGUACAGGAGGAGAAGAGACAACAGGAAAGGAAAAGCAAGGGAGUGAGAGAUGCAGAGUAUUACGAUACCGAUUAUAACCCCAGUUGUGUGGCCUUUCUAGUCGAGCCAAUCGUAUCCCUCAUCCCAUGGAACUACAGCCGUGUCCCAUCUCGGCGUGACGUGCUACGUAUGCGCGCAGCGACAGCUGAGCAUCCCACCAGAGUGACCGAGCUCCCGGAGACACGCGCACGACCAGUGGACCUUCUUCUGGAACCGCUGAAGGACGGAGAAGUUGCAGCUGCCGCACUUGCCACUGUCUAUCCUGCCCCAUGCGGUCUCAUCGUCACCCAAAAUACACUGAGCAACUUGGUGGAAGAAGUGGGCCUCCAUAACAAGACUGAAAAGUUUUCUGAGUUUUCCGAUGAUCUACGUCACAACCAAAUCAUUGAUUCCGAUAAACUAGAGAUAUUACCAUCCGUUGAGAUUAUGUCUUCGUACGAUGAUCCAUUCUAUUCCAAUCCACCACCAUGGCAACCAGUCGACCGCAGCAUGAAUUCUAUCUCUUUGUUUUACAUGACCAACAGACUUACGAAACAAGAAGAUCGUGCACUGCAUGACGAAAUCCGAACCAUGAAUGAUCUAGAACAUCAUAGUUGGAGCAGAAAGGUCAUUAGCCCUGUGCCAUGGAAGCCUGAUCAGGACAAUGCGGAUGACGCUGGUUUGGACUACAUGUGGGAAAUUGUGGAAACUGUUCCGGAGAGCAAUCAUGUCCAACUGCCGUAUUUCUUUGCUGAUGAGCAGUCUGGCAUGGAUCAGACAAUCAUUGUGAUGGAAAAGGAUUAUUUCUUUGCUCGUGACGAUGACAAAAAGGCACAAGAGCUCCUCAGGGAUGUGCCUGAGCCUGAAUUUCGUGGCCUACGCUAUGCUAGAAUCAAAGGUCGAGAUGCACACACAAUAUUCGCAAACCUGAGCCUCUGCAAUAUGGAGAUGGAAGAUUUUGACCUUGAGGGGGAAGGAGUCAUCAAGCUGCCUAGGGCUGGCUGGCCUGGACAUGGUGUCCUCUUCGAACAGUGGUAA